GAUGACGUAGAACGUCCUGUGGUGUCGCGAUGGAUGGUGGCCGCCAUCUUACAGCCUGUGGUUCAUGUAUGGUUUAGUUGUUAUACCAUAUCGUUACGCGGAGCACACCGGCAUUAUCGGCGGAGACUUUAAGUACAUUCGCUGUCCUGCAGGUCUUGUAUACGGCAUAGGAAGCGAGCAAGCCAGCAACUUGCCUGUGUGUUUUAGUUCUCCCAUCAGCUCUCCGACCCCAGGAGAGGCACGAACAUGAUAAUAGAGGACUUCGAGGCGCUGAAGAACUGGCUCUCUAAGACCUUGGAACCCAUUUGUGAUGCUGAUCCAUCGGCUCUUGCAAAAUAUGUUCUUGCGUUGGUGAAAAAGGAUAAAAAUGAUCGAGAACUGAAGGCGCUGUGCAUAGAUCAGCUCGAUGUUUUUCUUCAAAGAGAAACCCAGGGCUUUGUGGAUAAAUUAUUUGAAGCUGUGAACACCAAGAGUUACCUCCCACCUCCUGAGCCUACAUCAACAGUCACUGUAAGAGAAGAUGCAUUAGAACAUCAAGAAAGAGAAGUGAGGAGAGAAGAGCCUAGAGAUGACGAAAGGGAAAGAAGAGGCUCAAGAAGAGCUAAUCAUAGUCCUCAGCCUUCGAGUACUCGUCAUAGAGAUAGCAGAGAAAACAACCGAAGACGAAGCAAUUCUGAUAGAGAGAACAACUCCGCUCAAAACUCUUUUAGAUCUGGAGGACAGGAAACAAAACAAGAUGUUGACACUACAUCAUCACGUGUAGGAGGUAGCAAAGUACAGAGUUCAAAAACGACAAGAAGUAGAGAUGACCGUAAAAAAGAUGACCGUUCUCGAAAACGAGAGUAUGAUCGGAAUAUGCCUCGCCGAGACUCCUACAGGGACCGGUACAAUAGAAGAAGAGGCAGAAGUCGCAGCUUCAGCCGAAGUCGCAGUCGCAGCUGGAGUAAAGAACGGCCUCGCGAUAGAGACAGAAGCCGCAGCAGAACAAGGAGUCGGACUAGGAGCAGAGAUAAAGAUUCAGGAAAACCAAAAUAUGAUCUUGAUCGAGCAGAAGCAUCAGACAGUAACUAUCAGGCGGGCUCCUCCAUUCCUUCCCACAUUGGGCCAGCUCAUUACCCUGUUCCAACACUUAGUAGCACGAUUACAGUAAUUGCACCAUCACAUCAUGGCAACAACGCAGCUGAAAACUGGCCAGAAUUCCAUGAAGACCAAGUGGACCACAGCACUUAUGGAAGACCUCCCAUUCCCAAGAAGCGCUGCAGAGAUUAUGAUGAAAAAGGAUUUUGUAUGAGAGGGGAUAUGUGUCCAUUUGACCAUGGUAGUGAUCCCGUGGUGGUUGAAGAUGUUAAUCUACCUGGAAUUUUGCCAUUCCCAGCACAGCCAACUGUUGUAGAUGGACCACCCCCACCAGGACUUCCUCCCCCACCCCCUCUUCUUACUCCUCCUCCAGUAAAUUUACGACCUCCAGUUCCUCCGCCAGGUCCUCUGCCACCCAGCCUUCCACCGGUAUCAGGCCCACCACCUCCGCUUCCGCCAUUGCAACCUUCCGGCAUGGAUGCUCCCCCAAACUCUGCCACUAGCUCAGUUCCUACUGUUGUGACUACUGGAAUUCGCCAUCCCCCUCCCCCUGGGGCCCCACCUCCCCUCUUCUCGUCUGUUGGGCCUAUUCCUUUGUUCCCAGAAACAUAUGAAGCUGAUGGUUACAAUCCAGAAGCCCCAAGCAUGACAAGCUCUUCUCGACCUGUGUACAGACAUCGUGUACAUGCACAGAGACCUAAUUUAAUAGGCUUAACUUCAGGAGACAUGGAUUUGCCACCUAGAGAAAAACCUGCCAAUGGUAAUAUCAGGAUUGUUGUGGAAUCUGAAUCCAGGAAAAGGAAUCUGCCACCUGCAGAAACUGGGAUGCCUCUAAAAAAACCCUGGUUUGACAAACAAAACUUCAAUAGGGGGAACCCCCCCAACUUUCCAAAAAAGGUUCCAUUUCCAAGUGAGAAUACCAAGCUGGAGUUGAGGAGAGUUCCUUCAGAGAUGAACAACAUUAGCAGACUAAAUGAACAUUUCAGUAAAUUUGGAACACUGGUGAAUUUGCAGGUUGCUUAUGGAGGAGAUCCAGAAGGUGCUCUAAUUCAGUUUGCAACACAUGCAGAAGCAAAGGCAGCCAUCUCAAGCACAGAAGCAGUUUUGAAUAACCGGUUUAUUAAGAUGUAUUGGCACAGAGAAGGAACUUCUCCACAAAUACAAGCGCCAACAUCUACAAAGGUUGGUCUUCUGAAUGUUCAGCCUCCUAAUUUGCCAAUUAAGCAGUCUAUAAAAGAGCGCCUAGGACCUGUCCGUUCCAAUGAUGCCGAACCAGCAGAGGGCCAAAGUGCUAACGUGGAGGCAGUACAGACUGUAACCAAAGUACCAAUAAAGGAGAGGCUGGGUUUUAUUGCGAAGCACACUACAACCACUGAAAAGGUUUUAUCCACCUCUACCGGGCUUACAAAAACGGUUUACAACCCGGACGCUUUAAAAGCUAUUCAGAAAUCUGUUGCCUAUACCGCAGCAGUUGACCGCAAUGAAGCACAGAAAAAGAAACGGGAAGCACUAAAACUUCAGCAAGAUGUAAGGAAGAAAAAGCAGGAGAUUUUGGAAAUACACAUUGAGACACAGAAGAUGCUUAUCUCAAGACUUGAGAAAAAUAAAACCAUUAAGGCAGAGGACAAAGCAGAAAUCUUGAAAACUCUGGAAACAUUGUCCAAUAGCAUUACAAAAUUAAGAGAUGAACUAAAGGCUGUGUCAUCUACAGGAACUGCUCUCAAGAAUAGAAGUAAAACACAGAUGCAGAAAGAGCUCCUUGACACUGAACUCGACUUGUACAAGAAAAUUCAGGCAGGUGAAGAUGUUGCUGAGUUGAGGAGAAGAUACACAGAGUUACAACUUGAGGCUGCAAAACGGGGCAUCUUGUCUUCUGGGCGUGGAAGAGGGGGGCACAUGAGGGGAAGGGGAAUGGCACGUGGAAGAGGAAGAGGGAGAGGGCGAGGGAGAGGAAUCCCAGUUCAUUCCAUGUUAGAUCAUCGGCCAAGAGCUCUGGAGAUAUUUGGGUUCAGUGAAGGUGACAGGGAAGAUCUUCUUCCUCACUUUGCACAAUAUGGAGAAAUUGAAGACUGUAAAAUAGAUGACUCCUCUCGUCAUGCAAUAAUUACCUUCAAAACCAGAGCAGAAGCAGAGGCAGCUGCAGUCCAUGGAGCACAUUUCAAAGGGCAGGACUUAAAGUUAGGGUGGCAUAAACCUUUACCUAAUGCCUGCAUCACAGAGGUGGAAGAUGCAGAGCAAGAGGAGGAAGAAUUUCAGGAAGACUCUGUUGUGGAUGACUCUUUACUGCAGGAUGAUGAUGAAGAGGAAGAGGACAAUGAAUCUCGAUCUUGGAGAAGAUAAAUGAGCUCACCUAAAACUCGGCUUGUAAACGUUACAUCUGAUGUUGAGAUCACCUAAUGCGCUUUUCCAUAGGACGUUUUCCGCAUGUCUGUGUGAACAUAUAUAGUGGACGCUUGGUUUAUAAAGCUCAUCUAAGACUUGAAAGACUUCCGUUGUCACAUUUCAGUUAAUGGUUGCUUAAUGCAAUAUAAUACACAUAUGCAACAUUUAUUAGCACACUUUUGCUGGGUGUACAAUUUUGGUUUAAUUUGUAAUUUAAAAAAAAAAAAAAA
Molecule: messenger RNA, 3689 nt
Organism: Nanorana parkeri
Lineage: Eukaryota; Metazoa; Chordata; Amphibia; Anura; Dicroglossidae
Gene: RBM26
Product: RNA binding motif protein 26
Exons: 23
Coding region: 247-3417 (1056 amino acids)
Biological process (GO): mRNA processing
Cellular component (GO): nucleus
Molecular function (GO): RNA binding; metal ion binding
Source: RefSeq, a predicted model, not a curated record